UUAUCACAAGUCCCGAUAGUUCAUCAAAAAGAAGAAAAGAAAACAAGAAUCUCUCCACUAGUCGUGUGAGGAUGGACUAUUUCUGGUUACACGUGAUUUUCAUUGCGCAGUUCUUCACUUUACGGUUUAGCAAGAGUUAUGGGGAACUCAUCAUGCUGAGAUAUCCCUCAAAUAAUACCAACGAGUAUUCCUACGAGUGCAUCACCGCCAAUGAUGGAAGCGCAUUGGUUUGGAAUAUCGAACCCGGCGGUGCUGUAUCCGAAUACGAACCAGACUCGACGAGGAACAUCUGUGUCGGCGUAGUUUUUGGCUCAUUGAAGAAUUGCAUUUCGGAGGAAAACGUCAUCGGUAAAUUUGAAGAAGUGCUUUCGAUUGAUUAUCCGAUGGAUCCAGUAUUCGACUAUCGUUGGGAAGGCUUUGAGGAAGCGAAUUCAUCGUUUACUUUGAAUGUGGGGAAUGCGACGACCGUUGUGUUUUCUGCCCGGACAUGUGAAACUCUUAACGUGCGACUCACUGAGAAUAACUCAACGUCAUUAAUAUCCUCAGUUACAUUACCUACGUCGGAACAGUGCGAUAAUCGUAAGAAUAAUUCGAACGCCGGACCAGUGCUCAAAUCCUCUGACAAUCCGAUGAAGUGGCAUACUUACAUUAUGAAAUGGAAUGAGAGAUAUAAGCUGGAUCUUUUCCAAAAUGGUACCACAAAAAACUACUCGUACGAUUUACCUGAGAGUUCAUCAAAAAUCACGAAAAUGCAUUUUGACAUUCCCGAUAGUACACGUCUAAGAGUUCACUGGUAUAGAUAUUUUCUUACCAAUAAAACCGGCUCCGAAUUACGCUUGACGAACCUUCCUCAACCAAUAAAACUACAAUUUUGCGUACAUUUGGUUAUCAGUCUUUGUGAAGAGUGCCAAUUUGAAGUCCGUAUCGAUGAUGGCACUGGGAAUCGGCUGAACAAGACUUUCUCCAGAAGAGGAUCUACCAAUACUGGAUUACCGUUCUGGCAAAUUGAAACGCUAAACGUAACUGUCAAGACAAAUACCACGAGAUCACCUACCGUCAUAUUGUUCAUCAGAACUGCAAAAAAAGGCGAUAUUACCGAUGGCCGUUGGGCAUUAGGGGGUAUUCCGUAUUGCGAAUCACAAAAUACAAUAAGCGCUCAAGACGAUUCGAGGUACACGAACCUGAUCGUUAAAAAGAUUAAUGAUCAAAAACUACCGAAAGUUUUUUGCGAAAAACUAUUUUAUACCGAGAAUUCGGUGGUCAAUUCCGAAGCAACUUUUACUAACGCCAUUUCAAGAAUGUCGAGACCGAUAUCGAAGUCGUAUUGUAAUUCUGCUCCGGAUCGUUGCAAAGGAUUGAUCAUUUGCAAUCUCUUUAAUUGUAACUGUGCACCGGGAUAUAACGGCUUUGAUUGCGACCAAGAAUGUCCGAAAGGGAAUUACGGAUAUGGUUGCCAAGACACCUGCCACCACUGCUUCAGUAAAUCGUGCGAUAAUAUCAUGGGAAAGUGCAAUUCGAAGUGCACAGGAAAUCGCGUUUUUCCUUACUGCAAAAAAUCGCUACAAAUACCAAUGGUAGAGCAUUUCUGCGAUACUUCGGCAACGUUGCGAUGGGACUCCUUCCUCGACGAGGAAGAGAGACAAAAUUUUAACAUCGAAUUAAAUAAUGGAGUCGGCGAUUGCAGAUCGGUGCCAGUUGGAUCUGAGAAGCGAAAAAGGGUAGCAGGUCUGGUUCCAUGCAGUACGUAUGAAGUACGAUUCGUAAUAGGAACACCCAAGCAUGGAAUUACUCGAAGCGAUAAACAAAAUUUUACUACCAGGUGGAAUCCACCGACGAAUUUGACCGUGACACGGGAAAAAUUGGGUUGCAUUAAGCUGAACUGGUUACAUAAUUCUUCUAACACAAAACAACCGGUGUUUAAGGUUUCAUAUCGCCAAUUGACCACGUCUCUAAAAACCGCACGAACGUUAUUACCAUCUUCUCGACAACAUAAGGACAAUCGAACGACACCGAAGUAUGCCGUCGAUCUGUGUCUUUUGACUGCGUCGAAGUAUAUUUUUACAGUGACUGCUGCGGACGAUAAGCUUCGCUGUGGAAAUGCAAGUGCGCAAAUGACCUAUUACAUUCCACCACGUCCUUCUUUUGGUGGAGCGGAGUUGCAGGUCUCUCGUAACGACUUCGAUUCAAUCGAAUUGGUUAUUCCACCAGUUAUGAACGACACCACCCAGUCGAAAAUCAGUCUCGACGUGAUCGCAAAGCCGAAUUGUUCGAUCUCAAAUAUUCGAAGCUACGAUUCGGAACGAGUUUGGAAGUCUGCGAAUAGAACCGGUACCGAACCUAUAUCGGUAACAAUGUUGGGGAACGGCAGUAUAAAUCUUAUCAUGAAGAGAGACACUGAACUCUGCCAGUUGUUACCUUAUGAGUCUCACGACGUAAAAGUCACCGUCAGUGAUGGUCACAGUAGACAAUCAUUGUCAGGGAGGAUAGAAUCAUUGGAAUCAUACUUGAAUUUGACGAUAGGUAUGGGGGUAACUUUCGUGAUUUGUGCUACGUUCGUCGUGUACUUUGGAUAUAAAUUUGUCCAUUCAAGAGUGGGGUUACAUCACUCGAAUGAGAAAAUGCAGACGACUACAAUUCCAUAUGAAUCAUUACACAGUCAGUCCGCCCGCGAAGAGAAACUGAAGAAUUUUGAAAAAGGAUUUAGAAAAUCUGUCGAGAACGGGGUGAUGCUACAACAAUUCAGGGAACUACCGAGAGGAUUGGUUCGUCCGUGCAAGAUUGGAAUUUUGCCGAAGAAUAGGUCGAAAAAUAGAUACGGAAAUUUUAUAGCAUAUGAUGACACUCGAGUGAUAUUGGGCGGAGGCUGUAGUAGCGACGACUACAUUAACGCCAACUAUAUUGACGGCUACUGCAAGGAAAAAGCUUACAUCGCAACACAGGCACCGAUACCAGAAACAGUUGAUGAUUUCUGGAGGAUGAUUUGGCAGGAAGAAGUUACCAUAAUUUGUAUGCUUGUGGAUGUGCACGACGGUGACAAGAAAAUCUGUGAGCAAUACUGGCCCAAGAAUGUAAAGGCGAGGAAAGAUUACGGCGAAUAUGCCGUAUGCAAUAUGGAAGAACGCGUCCACGCGAAUUUCAUUCAUAGAAGUCUCUUGAUGGUGACAUGUUAUGAUGAAAAAUCGCGAAUGAUCGAGCAUCUACAGUACACGGAAUGGUCCGAUGAAGAGGUUCCGACAUCUUCACAUUCCGUAGUAGAAUAUCUAAAUGAGUUGCGAUCCAUACAUACCCGAGGAGGACCCGUCGUAGUUCAUUGCAGCAGCGGCGCAGGACGAACCGGAACAAUUAUUCUGUGCGAUAUCAGCACUCGUCGUAUCGCUGACAAGGGGACGGUUGACAUCUUUGCCGAGGCGAGAAAAAUGUUCGAAGCUCGAGCUAAUAUGUUGUCCAACUUUAAACAAUUUGUGUUAACACACGUAGUGGCAGUGGAGUAUCUACUUCCACCGCCGACAAAAAUUACCUGCGGGGAAAUUAUGAGAGAAAAAAUAGAACAGUUUAAAACCGAGUUACCCAUGCUCAUGUCACGACUCGAGGGUUGUUCUUGGAUGGACAAAUCCAUGUACUGUUUGGAUCCUGUAAAACCUCCUGCCUACGAAAAUAUAUCGAAAAAUAGAUUUCGGAAGCUCACACCAGUCAGUUCGCGUUUGGUGAUCCUCCAGCGUUAUCCGACUCAUGAUAUUCACAGCGAUUACAUAAGUGCUGUAAGCGUUGACGGUGUUUACGGGAAACGGUAUAUUACCUCUCAAUUGCCGCUGCCUUCAACCCUCACUGACUUCUGGAGGUUGAUUAUAGAGAAAAACGUUCGGGUCAUUGUGAUACUCCAACGUCCCGAUCCUGAGAACAAUGACUCCUGCUGCGACGUCGUACCCCGUGGAACGUUAAUCCCCGUUCCUAACGUGAACGUAAAAACAGAAUCCAGUUCGAACGCCAACAAGUUUUUCACGAUGGACACGCUAUCGCUGACUAACACAUCGACGGUUCCAGCGAGCAAACGGAAGAUCGUAGCUCUAACGUGCGAGAAUUGGAGUUUGGACGAAGAUGCGAGACCACCGGAACCGGAAGCUUUGGUAAAUCUUUGGAUUGCUGUGAAAAGGACAUGGCGCUGUGGUCCGAUUUUGGUUCUCUGCUAUGACGGAGUUAAGGGUUGCGGCCUUUACGUCACCAUGAGCUACAUGCUCGAUAGGAUGUCCUCGGAGCGGGAAUGCGAUGUAAUUUCGGCAACCAGAGCGGUUCAACGAUCAAGACAAGAGUUUAUGACGGAGCAGUGGCAAUUCGAGUAUCUCUACGACGCGGCGGUACAGCACGCCGAAGCUUUUAAAACUUAUGCCAACGUCAGUUGAUUACCGGCGAGUAACAGAAAGAAGACUUCGAUUCACGAUUUUAUUUCGUCCUUUUCAUUCAUACUCAUUUCCAGUGAUGAACGUACAACAGUGAUGAACAUACCUAGAAUUACCUUAUUUUUUAAUAAUAAAUAAUAAUUAUCAUAAUAA
Athalia rosae (coleseed sawfly) is the source of this 4547-nucleotide messenger RNA. RefSeq lists its product as uncharacterized. NCBI's taxonomy places the organism in Eukaryota, Metazoa, Arthropoda, Insecta, Hymenoptera, Athaliidae. Gene Ontology annotation, biological process: protein dephosphorylation. Bases 72 to 4397 code for a protein of 1441 amino acids. The record is from RefSeq and is a predicted model, not a curated record. Gene Ontology annotation, molecular function: protein binding; protein tyrosine phosphatase activity. The transcript has 25 exons.